GGUAAUUUUAUUUACUACCAUUUUGAGAUGUUUUUCAUUCUUAUCUUCUUUGAUCUAUUAGAUAAAUGAUACAAAAUUUUGGUUAUUAUAACAAUAAUAUGCAUUUUCCUUUUUAUGAUUGGAGACUCUCGUUCUAUAAUCAUAGGUUAGAGAUCAAUAGCUUUCUAAGCUCUCGAAUUUCAAAAAAAGUCGAUAGAAGGAAAAAUGCAUUCAAUGAGUCAGUCAUUAUUUUAUUUCUUUAUUUGGAAAUUAAUUUAAAUUCAUAUAAUAUUAAUGCUAAAAAAUUCUACAAGAGGGUUAAUGAUUCUUUAUUUUCGAAUCAAAUACGAUCUAUGGAAGGAAAUGAAAUCCAAAUUAGGUGAAUGAACAUAAAAUCAUGAGUAAAUAGAGGUGCUGAGAUGAUUAGCUGAUCAAAAAAAUGAAAUAAAAUAAAUAAAUAAA
This is a messenger RNA of Rhizophagus irregularis DAOM 181602=DAOM 197198, 441 nucleotides long. The record is from RefSeq and is a predicted model, not a curated record. Lineage: Eukaryota; Fungi; Glomeromycota; Glomeromycetes; Glomerales; Glomeraceae.